AUGUUCUCUGCAUCACCCAUGUGCAUGCCAUGUGGUGCCCCUGACACAUCUGGGGCGCCCUGUUUCGAUAUGUGGAAGGAUUAUCUGAGCCUCUCCAAGGUGGUAAUGGAGAUCCUUGAGGCACGAAAGAAGGACUCAGUUGCGUUCUCUCCAACCUGGGACACGUGGGACUACAACAUGGCGCGACAUGCGAACAGCCCGGAUGGUGUGGCGCACUGGACCAGCGGCAGCGGGUCAAGCGGAAGCGACGCCAAUGGCCAGGUGUCCCAGAGCUCUCGGCAGAUUUGCAACUUCUGCAAGCACAACGGAGAAUCCAAGCAUGUCUAUUCUUCCCACCCGUUGAAACGAGAGGACGGCGUCGUGGUCUGCCCCAUCUUGCGCAAGUACGUCUGCCCGCUCUGUGGCGCCACGGCAGACAAGGCCCACACGCUGAAGUAUUGCCCACUGAGCCACCAUGCCAAACAGUCCCUCUAUCGCAAGUGCGGACGAAACUCGGCCGGGCGCAAAGUCAGGAAAUGA
This is a messenger RNA of Sceloporus undulatus (fence lizard), 519 nucleotides long. It is a transcript of the gene NANOS2, whose product is annotated as nanos C2HC-type zinc finger 2. Lineage: Eukaryota; Metazoa; Chordata; Lepidosauria; Squamata; Phrynosomatidae. The transcript has a single exon. Gene Ontology annotation, cellular component: perinuclear region of cytoplasm. Bases 1 to 519 code for a protein of 172 amino acids. Gene Ontology annotation, biological process: oogenesis; negative regulation of translation. Gene Ontology annotation, molecular function: mRNA binding; zinc ion binding. The record is from RefSeq and is a predicted model, not a curated record.